AUGCUUGAUUAUAGAGUUGUGCUGGGCAUGUUAUUGUUAACACUAUGUAUGAUCAGUCAUGGUGCAGCUCUGCCCAUAACAGAUCAAAAAGAUACGUUCAUCUUAUCGUCCGCGAACACAGACGAUCCCAGCACAAUACCUGGGCAAUCGCUUAGGCUCCCUAGUAUUGCUCCAAUAGUUGCAGCGGUUUUAGCUCUCCUCACAGCACCUGUCAUGCUUAUCUCAGCUCUUAUCAUUGCAACUUCUAAAUCACGCUGA
Paraglomus brasilianum is the source of this 258-nucleotide messenger RNA. The record is from the annotation of a GenBank genome assembly. NCBI's taxonomy places the organism in Eukaryota, Fungi, Glomeromycota, Glomeromycetes, Paraglomerales, Paraglomeraceae.